Messenger RNA from Macrobrachium nipponense, 1351 nucleotides. RefSeq names its product nucleic acid dioxygenase ALKBH1-like (gene AlkB). The record is from RefSeq and is a predicted model, not a curated record. The coding region runs from base 172 to 1212 and encodes 346 amino acids. Lineage: Eukaryota; Metazoa; Arthropoda; Malacostraca; Decapoda; Palaemonidae. The transcript has 7 exons. Gene Ontology annotation, cellular component: cytoplasm; nucleus. Gene Ontology annotation, molecular function: oxidative RNA demethylase activity; ferrous iron binding; broad specificity oxidative DNA demethylase activity. Gene Ontology annotation, biological process: oxidative RNA demethylation.
GUAGGAAAGAAUUCAUAAGUUACUUAUUGCAUUAUAGACAGAAUACUUAACACAACCCAAAGAGCAGAAAUAUAACGAGAAAAUGAGCUGUUUCAAAGAUAAAUCCCUUCUUACUACUACUACUUCCGGAUCGGCUACUUUCAGUGAUGUUCAAGAAUUUCUUGAGGUAGGAUGGAAGACACAGUUGAUGUUAAGGAGGACAAUUUUAAGGAAGUGUUCAAAUUCUAUAAACGCAGAAAGCCACCACCAAGCUUCAAAGACGUAUUGCAAGUGAAUGAUGCAUUUCAGGAUGGACAUCAUAUACCACCCAAAUCACUUUCAGUUCAGGAAAAAGAGGAGGUACAAUCCUUGGGUCUGGUACCACCUGAAGGAUGGCAAAUAUUUAGUUUUGUUUCCCAUCCAGAUUUACUCUUAGUUCGGAACCCUUUCUCUGAGAAUGGCCAGUUGAAGUGGAUUGAGGCUUGCCUAAGAGAAUAUCCACAAAAUCCCAACAAAACCAACUUGGAAAUCUGUAAUAUUACACUGUCAGAUUCAUCAUGGUGGGAUCUGGCAACGUUUUCUGAAGGAAAGAAAAAUAACCUACUGAAGAAACUGAGAUGGGUGACUCUUGGCUAUCACCAUAACUGGGACACCAAGCAAUAUAGUGAAAAUAUGAGAGGGUUAAUGCCUCAAGAUUUGAAAAGGCUGUGCAGCUUGGUAGCAAAAGUUCUUGGAUUUCAAGAUUUCGUAGCUGAAGCAGCCAUUGUAAACUUCUACCAUGAAAACUCUACACUAGGACCCCACACAGACCACUCUGAACCUAAUAUGUCUGCUCCACUUUUAUCAUUCAGUUUUGGUCAGAGUGCAAUAUUUCUAAUUGGAGGCACUACAAAGCAGACUAGGCCUACAGCCAUUUUCCUUCACAGUGGGGACAUUUUAGUCAUGGCUGGAGCCACCCGUCAAGCUUUUCAUGCUGUGCCAAGAAUUGUGCUAGUCGAAAAAACUCCAUGGAUUGCUAAAAGCUGUGAUAACUUUGAUUCAAAGAAUAAUGAUGUUGUGGGAGUCACUUCAGAAAACAAAGACGAUUAUAGACUUCAGAGUUCCAUCAAAGUGUUGGAGGAGCAUGCAUUAAAAUAUAAAGUUAGAAAAGAUAUCCUUAAGUAUGUGAAAACAAGCCGCAUAAAUAUUAAUGUACGUCAGGUGCUUAAACCUACAAUGCAGUCUCUCUUUUGACCUCAGCUGUUUGAUAUAAAAGAUUAAUCUAUAUUGCUUUCCCCAUAUAUUUCCAAUAUGCUAAAUGAUUAAAUAUGUUUUGGACAAAGACAUUGUGAUAAAUGAUUCAGUUUUUGUGUAGAAUAAAUCGAUCAUGCCA